AUGACCGACCAAGUCAAGCACGAGCUCUCAUACGACGAGAAGGUGGACACGGAGGUCGUACCCCGCACCGAGGCCGAGGCCUGGGUCGACGGGCUGAGCGAGACCGACUUUGCCAUCGAGCAGAAGAAGCUCCUCCGCAAGAUCGACACGCGCCUCCUGCCCACCCUCUUCGUCCUCCUCAUCCUCAACUAUCUCGACCGCAACGCCCUCGCCUCGGCCCGCGUACAGGGCCUCGAGGCUGACCUAGGCCUCGUGGGUAACCAGUUCAACAUUGCCAUCUCAGUGCUGUUUGCCGGCUACAUUCUCGGCCAGAUCCCUUCCAACCUCAUCCUUUCACGCGUUCGCCCUUCGAUCUACCUCUCCCUCUUUGUGGCGCUGUGGGGUGCCGUGUCGACUUGUACGGCGGCCUCGCAGAACUUUACCCACCUCGUGGUGAUCCGUUUCUUCCUGGGUAUCACCGAGUCGCCGUACUUUCCAGGCGCGCUCUUCCUCCUCUCGUCAUGGUACACUAAGCGCGAGCUUGCAUUCCGCACUUCUGUGCUGUACACUGCCUCGCUCCUCUCUGGCGCGUUCGGCGGAUUGAUCGCGGCAGGCGUACAGAGCGGGAUGGACGGUGUGGCAGGCCUCGCGUCCUGGCGCUGGCUUUUCAUCCUCGAGGGUGGAGUCACAAUCUGUGUCGCCCUCAUCUCCGCCAUUGUGUUGCCCGACUAUCCCGCUACCACGCGCUGGCUCUCGGAUCGGGAAAAGGCACUCGCCGUCGCCCGCCUGCAGCGCGACACGGGAGUCGUCGACGCCGAGACCAUGACACUGUGGCAGAGCUUCGUCGCUGCAGCGACAGACUACAAGCUCUGGGUCCUAGCCCUCAUCAUCAUCACCAAGACGACCGCCGGCGCAGUCACCCAGUUCAUCCCCACCGUCGUCAACACGUUUGGCAUGGACAAGGUCCUCACCCUGGUUCUCACGGCGCCACCAUACCUUUUCGCGGCCGCCAUCUCCCUCUGGAUCAGCUGGAGCUCUGACCGCCGGCCCGAGCGCUGCUUCCACCUCCUCACCCCGCUGCUGUUCGGCAUGGUCGGCUUCGUAGUGGCCGCCACGACAAAGGGUACAGCGCCGCGAUACUUUUCCCUCUUCCUGAUGGUUGGCGGCAUGUUCGGGAGCUACAAUGUUGCCUUGGCUUGGAUCUCGAGCACCUUUGCCCGACCGAGGGCUAAGCGCGCUGCGGCUUACGCGACGAUUAACAGUCUCGGAAACAUUGCCCAGAUCUGGUCGCCGUACCUCUACGACAAGAGGUAUGGGCCAAAGUACACGCUCGCGUUUAGUGUCAAUGCGUGUAUGGCCGCCGCGAGCGUUGCAUUCUGCCUCGUCCUCCGGAUGUGUCUGCUGCGCGAGAACCGUAAUAUGGAUGCGCGGGAGGAGGACCCGGAGGAGGAGAAGCGCAUCCGGUACAUUCUCUAG
Molecule: messenger RNA, 1455 nt
Organism: Cutaneotrichosporon cavernicola
Lineage: Eukaryota; Fungi; Basidiomycota; Tremellomycetes; Trichosporonales; Trichosporonaceae
Exons: 3
Coding region: 1-1455 (484 amino acids)
Biological process (GO): transmembrane transport
Cellular component (GO): membrane
Molecular function (GO): transmembrane transporter activity
Source: RefSeq, a predicted model, not a curated record